AUGUUCAACCAUCAUUCACUGGCCUUUACAGUCACAGUAACUCCUCUACUUCAAGUCUCGGUAGAAAGAAAAACAAGGCUGACAGAAUCGUUGAGAUUAGGUCUACCUGAUGUUUGGGUAAAUGAUAAGGUCCAGAGCGAUGAGGUGCUAAAUACAAAGUAUCUAAAACCUUAUCUUGUUCCAUCCCCAGGCACUCUCGAACAAGAGGUUACGGGAAAACAAAUUGGAAAUCCUUAUAAUUUUAAACAUAAGGUUCAUGUUGUUGUGGAUGAGUCUGGAUUUAUGGGUCUUCCUCCUCAAUGGGAACGUUCAUUGGCUCAUCAACGUUCGAUAUCUCUGGACUCUCAAACUGUUCAACCAAAUAAUAAUACCACGUCAAAUACAUUACCUCCUCCUCCGAGAAAAUUAUCAAGCCCAUCUUUUUCCAAUCAUUCGCCUGAUAUAUAUAAUGAUUCAAAACCUUUUCCAAUACCUACCCAUCGAAAAAAUUCAGAUGGAUCUCAAAAGUCUGAUAAUGGUUCUAUAAAAUCUUAUUCUAUUUCUCCCUUAAAUAAAGACAAUAGCACGUCUCUCAUGUCAAAAGCGAAUCUAUCCCAAGAAUCAAUCACCUCUGUAUCUACAAGAAAUUCUGCUGCAUCUAUUCCUCCAAAAACUCCUCCAAAAACUCCUCCAAAAGAAAGAGUUUCAUCAUCCGUGCAACGAAGGAUUCUUAGCACUCAAUAUAAUAAUGACAAUGAUAACACCGAUCUUUUUCACGGACCAGCAUCACCAUCUCUUACUGUAACAGCUGCAUCACUUAAAAAAAAACUAUCAGCUCCUCAGAUUCAUACUUCUGGUGGACAACUUGUGGAUAUUUCAGCAUUAUAUUAUCCAUAUGAAAAACCUAAGUCGCCUGCGCUACCUCCGCCUAGGCACAUCCAAAAAAUGUCACCAUCACGUCCAAGCAGAGAAAAUAUUAAUAGUUAUAAAAUGGAAAAUAUUACAGAACCAACAUCUGAGGUAAAAAAUUCGCCGGUUUCAAAUACACCCAGGAAACUUUCAGAUACCUCUCAAAAAUAUGUAAACCAUAAUAACAUUACACGUGCACAAAAAGCUUCUAGUGAGAUAGUAUCUAAGCAAAUUGAUCAUGCAUACCUAAAUAAUUCUAAUGUCACUUCUCCAUCGACUCAGAAAGUAAAUACAAUUUCUACACUAACACAAAAAGAUUUGGACAAUAACAAAGUAACUGUUAAUAAUAAUAAUACUCAAGAAAAUUCGAAAGAAAUAGUAAAUAAUAUUCAAGAAGAUAUCAUAACAACAUUGGACAAUACUCAGGAUGAUUCGUCUGUUAUAACACACGCUGAUGUAUCUGAUACAAAACUUUCAACAGAAUCUAUAAGUUCUUAUUCAAAACAGAAAUGCUCAGAUGAUCCAAUAUCUACGAAAAAAGAUUCAUGUCCAUCGUUAACAGAAAGUUUGAACAAUGACUCAUGUGAGUCAAAAACAGCCACAUUAGACGUUAAUUUAGAAAAUGAAUCUAAAGUUUCCAACAUAGUUUCUGAAUGCUCUUUGAAAACACCUACGGAAAAAGAUUUAAAUCCAUCGUUAACAGAAAAUUUGAACAAUGACUCGUGUGAGUCUAAAACAGCCACAUUAGACGUUAAUUUAGAAAUUGUGUCUAAUUCCAACAUAUCUUCUGAAUAUUCUUUGAAAACAAUGGACAAUACUGAUUUUGGGCAUGCUGCACAGUUGAUCGAUACGGAGCCUUACCGAAAAUCAUUUAUAGGUACUCCUUAUUGGAUGGCUCCUGAGGUGGAUAUAUGGAGUCUUGGCGUCCUAUUGAUUGAAAUGGCAGAGGGAGCACCUCCGUAUAUGGAUAUGCCACCCCUAAAGGCUAUAUCUUUGAUAGUUCAGAAAGGUCUCCCCGACUUGAGUAAUCCGGAACAGUGGUCUGAUGCAUUCAAAGAUUUUAUUGCAAGUUGCACUGAAGCCGAUGUUAGCAAAAGAAAAACUGCGGAAGAAAUGCUUUCUGUAAAAUCUGUCCCUCCACCACCUUCGCAACAUCCUGAAACUGUUUCUGGUGGCGGCACCCACCCUUACUCUUCAAGAAAGGAUCGUUCUUUGUCACCUAGAAGUGGCUAUCGUCGUUCAUCUUACUCUCCGCGACGAAGAAGUCCUUCCCCCAGAGGUUACCGUAAUGGUAGAGAGGAGAGAUAUAGAGAAGAUCGGUAUACUAGAGAAGAUAGAUAUGAUCGAGGUUAUCCCAGAGGUGGAGGUUAUAGAGAAGACAGAGGGUAUCGUGAUAACUUUUACGGUUCUGAAAGACGAGGUCCUCCAAGAAGAAGUAAACCGAUUGAUCGUGGUAGUGAAAAAGAAAGACGUGAUUCUACUACUCUUUACGUUGGUAAUCUCCCUUAUGCAUUUCGUGAACAAGAUGUCGCUGAUAUGUUCGAACGCUAUGGUCGUCUGAGAAAAGUGACUGUCCAAAUUGAUCAUUAUACUGGAAGGAAUAAAGGUUUUGCUUUCGUAGAAUUUGAAGACCGAAGAGACGCUGAAGAUGCAUUUGAUAAAUAUAACGGAACUAACGUUGAAGGCC
This is a messenger RNA of Racocetra fulgida, 2575 nucleotides long. NCBI's taxonomy places the organism in Eukaryota, Fungi, Glomeromycota, Glomeromycetes, Diversisporales, Gigasporaceae. The record is from the annotation of a GenBank genome assembly.